Phyllopteryx taeniolatus (common seadragon) is the source of this 3724-nucleotide messenger RNA. RefSeq names its product zinc finger protein 507 (gene znf507). The coding region runs from base 155 to 2875 and encodes 906 amino acids. Gene Ontology annotation, molecular function: RNA polymerase II cis-regulatory region sequence-specific DNA binding; DNA-binding transcription factor activity, RNA polymerase II-specific. NCBI's taxonomy places the organism in Eukaryota, Metazoa, Chordata, Actinopteri, Syngnathiformes, Syngnathidae. The record is from RefSeq and is a predicted model, not a curated record. Gene Ontology annotation, biological process: regulation of transcription by RNA polymerase II. The transcript is spliced from 11 exons. Gene Ontology annotation, cellular component: nucleus.
AUACACACGCACACACACACACACACGCACACAGAAGCUCCUUUUUCUUUUUUUUUUUCUUUUUUUUUUUUUUUUUUUAAUUAUAAUGGCUGACGAAUAAAACUAACGUGAGCGCCUUGCGUGUUUCGAGGACAAAGAGCGCGGCGACUCGGUCAUGGAGGACUUCAACAACGUCGCUGUGCUCAUCGCCGCCGCCGCCGCCUCCUCUUCUUCGUCUCCGCCUUUGUCUGAACCCCACAAGCAGCAGCACACCCUGGACACCCCCAGUCGCAAACCAGACGCCGACUCUCUCAUCCAGGUCAUCGAGAAGCUGAGUAAAAUUGUGGAGAAGCGACCCCAGCGUCACUGCACUCUGACGGGACACAAGAGGGUCCAGCCAAGAGCGGGAGGAGGUUCUCCCUACCAGAAGCUGAGUGUGGAGCAUGUGGAUGGCGACCUGAACAACAACGGUGGCGAACGCAAGCGCGCGGUAACGUGCUACCAAUGCAGCCUGUGCCCGUACCUGUCGCCCAAGCUGGCACUGCUCAAGGAGCACCUGAAGCAGCACAACGAGCACAACCAGGACUUGAUCCUCAUGUGCUCAGAGUGUCGCUUCAGCUCCCGAGACCAAGCGCGGCUGGAGGAGCACGUCAGGAUGCACCUGGACAACAGUGCAGAUGCCAAGGGGGGCGAGGACGGACCCAGCAGGGACGCCGACCUGGUGGGCUCAGAGCGCGAGGGCGACAUUGAGCAGCAUCAGCAGAAGAAGAAAAAGAAGUGGUAUGUUUACGAGGAGUACGGCCUGUACCGCUGCCUGAUCUGCAGCUACGUGUGCAGCCAACAGCGUAUGCUCAAGACGCAUGCCUGGAAGCACGCCGGCCUCCUCGACUGCUCCUACCCCGUUUUCGAAGAGGAGGAGGAGAAAGCAACCUCAGUAGUUGUGGCAGAGCCCGCCAGCCGAGAGGCAGAGUCCCAGACCAUCUCCGCCGCCUUCAAGCUGUGCGCGCCGCUUCCAGACCACGAAUCAAGUCCGCCCCGCGUCGCCAAAGAAGAACAGAGCGAGUUCGACGUCAAGGAGCUGAGCCCCGAGGAGUCUGCGAUGGAGGUGCACGUCACUGCGGAGGUUGACGCGGAGGCGCCGUCUGUGGCCGACAGCCUGCUGACGUCGGCGCAGAAGAUCAUCAACAGCGACCCCAACAGCGCGGGUCACAUCAACGUGAUCGUCGAGCGUCUGCCCUCCGCCGAAGAUGGCGUCAUGGCCCCCGCACCAAUGCUGCUCGACCCGGAAGUGGACGCCGGCCAGAGCUUAUUGGACGUCAAAGAGGAGGAGCAAGGGCGAAGCGGCGACUCUCCUCGAGACGAGAACGUACCGCCGGCAGGACGCAAGAGGACUCACUCGGAGUCUCUCCGCCUUCACUCAUUGGCUGCCGAGGUCCUGGUCGCCAUGCCCAUGAGGACCCCUGAGCUCAAACUGGAGGCGGCGUCCAUGGUGGAGCAUCACAGAAACGUGGACGAGGGCCCGGAAUUCCUGCUCAAGUAUGGAAAGAACCCCGAGGGCCCUGCCGCCGCCAACGCCGGCAUCAGCUCAUCCCUGCUAACCGUCAUCGAGCGUCUCCGCGAGCGUUCGGACCAGAAUGCCUCGGACGAGGACAUCCUCAAGGAGCUGCAGGACAACGCCAACGCCGUCCCGGAGGACCCGGGGGCGCCGUCCGACGGGGGUCUGGUGGACUUUGUGGCCGGCAGCGAGCGGCCGUACCGCUGCCGGCUGUGUCGCUACAGCAGCGGCAACAAGGGCUACAUCAAGCAGCACCUACGGGUGCACCGUCAGAGGCAGCCGUACCAGUGUCCCAUCUGCGAGCACAUCGCCACGGACAGCAAGGACCUGGAGACCCAUAUGAUCCACCAUUGCAAGACCAGGAUGUACCAGUGCAAGAUGUGCGCACACGCCUUCCACUACAAGAGUCAAUUAAGAAGUCACGAGCGGGAGCAUCACAGCUUCGGCGACGUGGACGCGCCAGCGCUCGCGGCUGUGGAUGAAACGGCGUCCGCGGCGGAGGAAGCCGAUCGCGACACUGAUGAAGGUGGUGUCCUUCCGAAGACAUUCAAGUGCGAUGUGUGCGACUACACCAGUGCGACGUACGUGGGCGUCAGGAACCACAGACGCAUUCACAACUCAGACAAACCUUACCGGUGCUGCAACUGUGACUUUGCCACCACCAAUAUGAACAGCUUAAAGAGUCACAUGAGGAAACACCCUCAGGAGCACCAGGCUGUGCAGCUUCUCGAGCAGUACAGGUGCUCGCUGUGCGGCUACGUGUGCAGCCACCCGCCGUCACUCAAGUCGCACAUGUGGAAGCACGCCGGAGACCAGAACUACAACUACGAGCAGGUCAACAAGGCCAUCAACGAGGCCAUCUCGCAGAGCAGCAGGCAAGUGUCAGUCAGUCUUUUACUUGUUCAGAGCUCCUGUGAAGGCGUCUACGGGGCCGGAGUCUCUGACGGCAUCCUCGCAGGACACCACCAAGGUCCCGGCAGAACAACCUCUGGAACCCCCGGUUGUGCUCCCCAAAUCCAGCCCGGACCCCUCGUCCCCCCAAAGAAGUUCACCGUCACCUGUCCAGGUCCAAGUCCCGCCCCAGCCGCCCGGUGGCGGUGUGGAGUACUGCGUGCUGCUCUUCUGCUGCUGCAUCUGUGGCCUGGAGUCACCGAGCAAGGAACGACUGAUGGAGCACAUGAAGGAGCACGAGGGAGACCUCAUCAGCAUCAUACUCAACAACAAGGAUUCGCACGCAUACACGCAGGCAGCGCAGAUCAGGGUUUUCAAAUAAACCUCUUAAGUGAAUGUCAACGUGGGGACGACAACGAGGAAAUGACUAAAAUGAGGCAAAAGUAUUGACUCAUAAGCUCUUUUAAGGCAGCUUUUCCAUUCUUCAGCUUAAUCCCCACAUUCUGCUGCUCCGUGGAUGCUAAUUUAUGUGCGACGGAAAGCAAUUGAAGCUAAAAUGUCCCAAAACAAGUGAAUGUAACGUUAAAUGUUCCCUUGGACAACAAUUCUGUGUACGCUCAACUUUUGUGACAUCACUACCAUCUCCCAAUAGCUCGGUGAUCAGAUUUAUUUCCUGUACAUGUCACUUGUUGUCGGGCAGAAUGCGCACAGCGUACGUCAUAGAAAGUACAGGAAGAUUGGCAGAAAUGAUAAAAAAACUGAACACUCAGGACAUUAUAGGGACACAUUUAAUGUAAAGAUUGAGGGAGCGCUCAUAUUCCUAGAUAUGUUUGUACUGGCAUUUGUUGCUAGGCAGAAUUUGUGGGGCACAGCGCUUCGUGCCUCAUCAUGUAGCAGAGAAAGGGAGAGGCGAUAGGAACAUUUACAGACGAGAUUAAAUGAACGCUAAGAGCAUGUUUCGUAUUCUAAUCAGUAUUUUAUAUUUUAUAUAUAUAAUACAUCAGACCAUAGAAAUGUCGUCUUCUCUGUUAUUACUAUUGUUAUAUAUUAUUAGCUUGACUCUACCAUGACUUCUGAGUGGGUAGUGAGCCUGAAUUACCGAGAGACGUUUUCACUUGUUGCUAGGCAGAAUUCGUUGGGGCAGAGCCCUUUGUGCCCCACCACAUUGUAGAGAUGGGCCAAGGAGAGUCGGCAUGCACAGACGCUAAGGAGAUGGACAGCAAACAGCGCUAUAAAGCAGUCCUGACUCUGGAUUGUGUAAAAUAAAAUAAAAAUAAAAAUAGACCAAAAAAAAAAAAA